This is a messenger RNA of Alternaria atra, 411 nucleotides long. RefSeq lists its product as uncharacterized. NCBI's taxonomy places the organism in Eukaryota, Fungi, Ascomycota, Dothideomycetes, Pleosporales, Pleosporaceae. The record is from RefSeq and is a predicted model, not a curated record. The transcript has a single exon. Bases 1 to 411 code for a protein of 136 amino acids.
AUGGACACAUUGGAUCCUGUCCUCAUGAACAUAACCGCGCAAAACCGUGAGGCGAUUCAGCUCGAAAACACCGGCAUUGGCCAUAGCAAAGGCACUAUUCCGGAUACCCUCGACGCUAUGGCUGCAACAGUCACAGAUCAUCUCACUGCCAUCCACGUGCCCAAGGCUGAUAUCCUUGGCUUCUCUCUGGGCGCCAUGAUCGCUCAGAUGAUCGCAACAGAUUAUCCUCAGGUGGUCAAUAAGCUGAUACUGGCUGGAGCACGAUCCGGGUCCGGUCCAGAUGAUUCCCAGACGGCGCCCGAUGCUGGCAUGGGCCCGAGCGGUGAACCUGAUCGUCAACCCACCGAGGACUAUAUGCUUUAUAUCCUCAUCUAUCCAUCCAAGUCAAGUAGAGAUAAAGGCAGUAUCUAG